AUGAACCAUCGGCACUUGUCCACCCUCUUUCACCUCCCACGGCUCGUCCACCUUUCCACCCUCGGCCCAUACCAGACCCAUCAGCAGGCGGGUGCUGCAAGCGUGACGCUGCCGUCUUUCCUAAAAUCGCUCAUUUUUUUCAAAUCUUGUCCUAGUCUCAACACCAUCUUCUCAUCGGCAUCGCCCGCCACCGGUUUAGAGGAGCUGAUGAUAAGCAACUACACUGAGCUGACGAGCCUUGCAGAGCCCAUUGGAGACUUAUUGCCGUGCCUUCGCAAGCUAACCAUCCUACCCACGCGGCUGGACAUACUCGUGGGACUCAAGAGGCUGGAGCUGACGGGGUGUGAGGAGCUGAGUAGACCCCCUGCUCAUCUGCCCACCUCUCUUGAGACGCUCUGUCUGGGGUCCUUCAGGAGAGGUGCUUCCCAUGUGGUGGACAUCUCCCAGCUGUCGCAGCUGAGGGUGCUGAAGCUGAACUGCGUUGGGGUGCGAUGCGGGCGUGCAGUGAGCAGCAGGUUCUCGUGUCCGCAACAGCUGGAGAUACUGGAGAUGUAUUUGGAACGUGACAGUCAGGAGCUCCCAGUUUUCCUGACCUCAAUUUGUCUCCCUAGCUUGCGCAGCCUGCUGAUAUGUGCGCCCAGAGUUUGCAGCCUCCCAGUAAACAUGGUGACAGCAUUUCCGCAACUACUGCAUCUGCGGCUUCUUUCCUGGUUACCGGAGGAGCUGCCUGGAGUUUUACUGGAGCUGCGUUCGCUGACAUCACUUGCGAUUGAAGCACCUCAGCUGGUGGCGCUACCUCAGGGCAUGAGCUGCUUGUCUCGGCUGCGCAAACUGGAGCUUAUUGGCUGCAGCGCAUUGGAGCACCUCCCCGAAUCUCUCACCCAGCUGCACCACCUGAUACUCAACUGCACCUCCGUCCCCUACCUUCCUCCCAUUUUUGUGCGCCUGCGUAGAUAG
Closterium sp. NIES-65 is the source of this 957-nucleotide messenger RNA. Lineage: Eukaryota; Viridiplantae; Streptophyta; Zygnematophyceae; Desmidiales; Closteriaceae. The record is from the annotation of a GenBank genome assembly.